Diaporthe citri is the source of this 1236-nucleotide messenger RNA. RefSeq lists its product as uncharacterized. The record is from RefSeq and is a predicted model, not a curated record. Bases 1 to 1236 code for a protein of 411 amino acids. The transcript has a single exon. Lineage: Eukaryota; Fungi; Ascomycota; Sordariomycetes; Diaporthales; Diaporthaceae.
AUGUCCGAGGACCAACGAGUAGCAGACAUAACGGGGCAAAGUGUUGCGCUCGUCAAAGAGAUGCGCCAGCUCCUACCCAACAAACAAAGCAGCGUCGUCAACCCUCGAUUCGACCCCGCCACCGUCGAGAACGAUGCCAAGACCACAACGAUCAUUGCGCACUCGCGCUUUCCCGACCUUGUUCAACAAUUCCUAGUGCACAAAGUACAGCAUGGCACUCCCGCUGAGCAGCUUCUCUACAUGUCUUUGUCUCGGCACCAGGAGAUUUCUCGUCUUGUCUCCAAGCGUCCCCUGGUCUUCAUGAACCCCGGAGACACCACCGUACUCCGAAAUGGCAGGAAUGUUGGCAACGCGGCCAAAUCCUGGGAUCGUGUUGGUACAGAGGAGGAGACAAUCAAUGAGAAUAUCCGGCUCGAGGACUACCUGAGCUACGACGAGAUGAUGUUGAGUGCGCUGAUUGGGGUUUCGGGCUCAAGCUACUUUGUGAACGAUGGCGGCAGGUAUAAUAGUGCUAUCCCUGGGCCGAGCGGCACGUUUGAGGAACGAGGAGUGAUCAUUGGACUUGUCGGGGCCCGCUUUGAAAGGCCCGAUCACAUGGAAUCAACAUACAUCCUGCCGCCCGUUGCAAGGUCAAGGAUGCAUCCGGAUUUGCGUCGAAUAUGGAACGAGUUCUUUGGAAUCAGCCCUACAGCCCCAGGCACCACCUUCAACAAAGUGGCAUACCAGGCCCGCAUGCGCCUGACUGCAGAGAUACUCUUGUUCGAGGCCAACAGGCGUGCGGAGAUUGCGGGCAAGAAGGCCUACGUGUACAUUGUCGGCCUCGGCCUCGGCGUGUGGCAGAAAAAUCCCGACCAGGGGCGGCUCUAUGUCGAAGUCUUUGAACAGGUCAUAAGAGAGCAAGGUGCUGAGUUGACUGACCUGAAAACGCUUGAAUUUGCCUGGAUCGAUGUACCUGGUAAAGAACGAACAAACAUGAGAAGCGCUGCACAGGAACAUGGGAUCGACGUACUGUUUUCCAAGAGGAACCCGGCCGCAAAGCUGAAAGGAGACAAGGCCGGCCAGCUCCUGGUGCUGAGUUACGCCUGGGACUCGAACAGCUUCCCUGGAAACGAGUACUGGAUGAACAAUCUACAGGCAAGCGGAGACCCGGCGGCAGCUUGUAUGUCUACAAUCGCGGAAUUGCACAAUCCAGUCAUCAACCCUGCAUUCCUGAAUAGAUUAGAGCUGCUGGGGUAA